This is a messenger RNA of Myxocyprinus asiaticus (Chinese sucker), 4162 nucleotides long. Its product is annotated as hippocampus abundant transcript 1 protein. The record is from RefSeq and is a predicted model, not a curated record. Gene Ontology annotation, molecular function: transmembrane transporter activity. The transcript is spliced from 12 exons. Lineage: Eukaryota; Metazoa; Chordata; Actinopteri; Cypriniformes; Catostomidae. Gene Ontology annotation, biological process: transmembrane transport. Gene Ontology annotation, cellular component: membrane. Bases 189 to 1646 code for a protein of 485 amino acids.
AUCGCGCACACCAUGCGUCUCUCUUGAGGAAGAUGGCGACUGUGUACAUGAUGGUAAACUGAAUGGACGAAAAGCAGCAAAAGAAUUCGUACAAUUCCCCCCUCUUACCCCCUUUACAUCCCGCUCCACAUGCGUUUACAUUGAAAUCAACGGUAUUCUAACCUAGUGUGAAGAACUAGGAUGAUAAUAUGACCCAGAAAAAGAAGAAGCGAGUGAAUCGCAGUUCGUUGCUGGCGAAGAAAAUCAUCAUCAAGGAUGGAGGAACGCCUCAAGGGUUUGGCUCUCCCAGCGUUUAUCAUGCUGUCAUCGUCAUAUUUCUGGAGUUCUUUGCUUGGGGUUUACUGACAGCACCUACUUUGGGAGCUCUUCAUGAAACAUUCCCGAAGCACACGUUUCUCAUGAAUGGCUUGAUUCAGGGGGUUAAGGGUCUUCUGUCGUUUUUAAGUGCUCCUCUGAUUGGUGCUCUGUCAGACGUGUGGGGGAGAAAGUCAUUUCUUUUACUCACUGUGUUCUUCACAUGUGCUCCUAUUCCUUUAAUGAAGAUAAGCCCAUGGUGGUACUUUGCUGUUAUCUCUGUAUCUGGAGUGUUUGCAGUUACCUUUUCGGUUAUUUUUGCCUAUGUGGCCGACAUCACCCAAGAACAUGAGCGCAGUAUGGCGUACGGCAUGGUUUCGGCUACGUUUGCGGCGAGUCUCGUAAUAAGCCCGGCGAUCGGUGCGUAUCUAAGUCAGGUGUAUGGAGACAGUCUUGUUGUGGUUUUGGCUUCUGCCAUCGCUAUGCUGGACAUCUGCUUCAUCCUGGUGGCUGUGCCUGAAUCGCUUCCUGAGAAGAUGAGACCAGCGUCCUGGGGCGCCCCUAUAUCAUGGGAACAAGCAGACCCCUUUGCUUCUCUGAGGAAAGUGGGUCAGGACUCAACGGUUCUGCUCAUCUGUAUAACAGUGUUUCUGUCUUAUCUGCCUGAGGCUGGUCAAUACUCCAGCUUCUUCCUGUAUCUGCAACAGAUAAUGGGAUUCUCACCUGAAAGUGUCGCAGCUUUCAUUGCUGUUUUAGGAUUGUUGUCAAUUGUUGCACAGACUGUAGUUUUAAGUUUACUCAUGCGUUCCAUCGGGAACAAGAACACAAUCCUGCUGGGUCUGGGAUUUCAGAUUCUGCAGCUCGCCUGGUAUGGAUUUGGAUCGGAGCCAUGGAUGAUGUGGGCCGCUGGAGCUGUUGCCGCCAUGUCCAGCAUCACUUUCCCUGCUGUGAGCGCCCUGAUUUCCCGCACCGCUGAUCCUGAUCAACAAGGCGUGGGUCAGGGUAUGGUUACGGGAAUCCGCGGAUUGUGUAAUGGUCUUGGUCCAGCCCUCUACGGUUUCAUCUUCUACAUCUUUCAUGUCGAGUUGGACCAGGUUCCAGAGAAAGAACCGGACGUACAGCACCACUACGAUCACAACCAACAGAGUGCAAUAAUCCCUGGACCGCCGUUCCUGUUUGGUGCGUGUUCUGUGCUGCUGGCGCUCCUGGUGGCUCUUUUCAUCCCCGAACACCCUCAUAUGGGUGCUCGUGCUGGCAGCUGGAAGAAGCACACGUCGCCCCACGGGCACCCGCACAGUCCCCACCCACCCGGAGAGGCCAAAGAGCCCUUGCUACAGGACACUAACGUGUGAUUGGUUGUUUCACUAUGGGCAUAUUGGUCAAACCCUCAAUCCAUUGAGCAAAAAGUUGCGCAUGGAGACUGUUGUCAUAUAUUGAAAUGUAAAGCUAUAUCCGAGCGGUCCUCGGUCCUGCUUUCAUAGAUCUAUUUUCGAGCCUAAUUCUCCAGGAACAUAGAUCUCCGUAAUCAGGAUUACAGGUAUCUUGCUGUUUCAAGAAUAGAGCACCACUUUUUAAAGAAAUGUAUAUAGAAGAACAUAUAUUUAAUGACGGUUCUGUCCAAAGGCACUAUUGCAAUGGCUUGUAUUUAUUCAUUUUAUUAUUUGUUUUUUGCCUUUUUUUUUUUUACGUUGCUCUUUCUGACUUCUAGUUCUUCAUUACUAUAGCUCACUCAGGGACAUUAGCCUAGUCAGGAAUGUUUCUGAACACAGUGUGUUCCUCAAUGAGAAGGGCCUAAUGACAACACAAACAUAAAAAUAAUGGGCCUCGUUCAUGAAAUGCGAGCAGUGCGAAUUUCUGUGUAAAACAUUUGAUAAUGCAUUUAUAUUAAUAUGAGCAGAACACAUUUCGUUCGUAAAACCGUUCGUAGAGAAUAUGUGAGCAGAACAAAUGUGUGUACAUAAAUCAUCAGUAAAACAUAAAAAUUUUAGCAGAACAAAUGUGAAAAUAAUUCAUAAAGCAUUCGGGCAGAACAAAUUAGCGUGAAUUGUUUGCUAAACCAUUCUUAAAAAUUAAAGCAGAACUAAUAUUUGCGUAUAUUCUUCAUGAAACCAUUUGCAAGAAUUUGAGCCGAACAAAAGUAACGUAAAACAUUCGUAAGUCAAGCAGAACGAAUGUGUAAAUUGAAAAAAUUUUAGCUGAAUAAACGAGUGUAAAUCGUUCGUAAAACGUACAUAAUAAUUUAAGAAUGAAUGUGUAUAUCGUUUGUUAAACGUUCAUAAAACUUCAAACAGAACUAAUAUUUGCGUAAAUUCUUCAUGAAACCAUUCGCUAAAAUUUUAGCUGAAAGAACUCGCGUAAAUAGUUCGUAAAACAUUUGUAACAAAUUUAAGCAGAACGAAUAUAUGUAAUUUUGUUUCUUAAAACUUAAAAAUUCAAGCAGAACGAAUUUAUGUAAAUUGAAAAAAUUUGUGCUGAAUAAAUGAGCGUAAAUCGUUCAUAAAACGUACAUAAUUUAAGAAUUAAUGUGUAUAUCGUUUGUUAAACGUUAAUAAAACUUCAAGCAGAACUCAUAUUUGCGUAAAUUCUUCAUGAAACCAUUCGCUAAAAUUUUUGCUGAAAACAUUUACGUAAAUCGUUCAUAAAUUUAAGCAGAACGAAUAUAUGUAAUUUGUUUCUUAAAACUUAGAAGUCAAGCAGAACAAAUUUGUGUAAAUUGUAAAAAUCUGAGCAGAACGAAUUAUGUAAAUUGUUCCUUGAAUGGGAUAGUUUACGCAACAAUCGUUUUACUAACGAUUUACAGAUUUGUUUGUCAAGUUUAUGAAUAAGGCACCACUGUUCAUAAAACUAUGCGCAAGUCAAAAAGAAUUCAAGUUUAACAUAUGUCUAAAUCGUCGUAAAAUCAUUAAUUAGAAUGAAUUUGAGUAGUUUCAAAAAUCAUUCUUACGAAUGUUUUGACAAAUGGCCAUGAAAUACGCUUGUGUUUCAUGAAUGAGGCCGAAUGAAAUUACUGAAUGAAGUGGUUUUGCUGUGAACGUGCUGGGUUCAUGAGAUAAGGUUGUUAGGGAAUAUAAUGGAUAAUCAUACAGAUUCCCAGUGCUUCGUCAUGAAUGGCCUUAACUGACUGUUGAGGAUAAUCGUAAAGAUUCCCAUCGCUUCGUUGUGAAUGGCCUUAACUGAUGGUUCAGCUUUGAAAUUUUUUCGCAAAUGAAAUGAUUGUUGUACAGUUCCCUUUUAUUUGUUGCUCAUAUAUUAAGCUGAUGCCUGUUUUAUUUGUACUACUUUGAAUCAAUGGUGCCUUCCCCAGCUUACAUUGCAUUGUUGACAGGAAUUGGCGAAGCCGGUGGGAUCAGAUAAGAAUUUGUGAUUCAUCAAAAAUCUGAUUACAAGAUUUGAGGAAGGAUCAGUGUUAGCCUUUCUUAACAGAGAACGGUUGAGCUGAUUAUACUUCAGUUGCUUUCUGGAUUUACUUCAGCCUCGCUGGGAAACAUUUACCUACUAAAAAAUUUACACUUUGUUUUUGCCAAUUGACGGAAGUACAUUUGAGAGCAAGGAGAUAAAAUUUGCCAGUGGCCUUUGUGUAUUUUUCAUUGAGACAGUAGAAUGGCUUGUUUUAAGAUACAAUAUUUGACCAAAUUUAAAGAUAUGUUAUUGAUGGGAGAGUUCAUAUAAUUAGUUGUGUUUUGGAUAUUUAUGAGUUUGUGUAAUAUAUUCUUUUUGUCUCAGAAUACGGUGUGCUUUUUUUACGUUCUGUGGUUAUGUUGUGCUGUCUUCAUUAUAAAUUUUAACAUUUGGUGAUUGUUUUUGAUUGAACUAUGUACAUAUGUCAAAGUAUCUAAACAUGCAUUUCAAUAAAAGUUAAGUAUUUUGA